GUCAGCUGGUGCUGGCAGAGGCCGGCCUGGUGCAGGGGCUGCAGCUUCCCGGGGGCAGGAGCCGCGGGGCGCGGUGCCGGCUGCUCCCAGCGUGUUGGGGCUGAUGGAGGGGGCGCUGCUGGGGGCGGGGGCUUGCUCACGUCCCCCCCCCGCCUGUUGCGCCCUGCCGGGGGGCCAUGUGGCCUGGCACGUGGAGGAAGGUGCUGGCAGGGCUUAGCCCUGUGUCUGGCGCUGCUGUCAGGGUUGUCAAGCGGCUCUACUGCCCUGCGGGGAAGAGAGACACCAUCUUUGCCUUGUCUUCAGGCCACGGGAAAUGCGGCGUGGCAGUGAUCCGAACCAGCGGCCCCGCCAGCGGAGCAGCUCUGCGGAGUCUAACGGGGCAGCAGGAGCUGCCCCGGCCUAGAGCCGUCGCCUUGCGGAGGAUCCACGACCCCAGCUCCGCAGAGACUCUGGACAAGGGUCUGGUCAUCUGGUUCCCAGGGCCCCACAGUUUCACCGGGGAGGACUGCUCCGAGCUGCACAUCCACGGGGGGCCAGCAGUGGUGGGCGGCGUGCUCCAGGCCUUGGGGCGCCUGCCCGGCCUGCGCCCAGCCGACCCUGGCGAGUUCACCAAGCGAGCGUUCCAGAACGGCAAGCUGGGCCUGACCGAGGUGGAGGGGCUGGGGGACCUGAUCCAUGCCGAGACGGAGGCCCAGAGGAGGCAGGCACUGCGGCAGAUGGAGGGGGAGUUGGGGCAGCUGUACCAGCGCUGGAGUGAGGAACUCACCAAGGCUCUGGCCCAUGUAGAAGCCUUUAUUGACUUCAGCGAAGACGACAAUCUAGAGGAGGGUGUGCUGUCUCGAGUGGAUGCUGCCGUGCAGACUCUGGAGGAGGAGGUGAGGGGACACCUGCAGGACGGGCGGCGCGGAGAGCGGCUGCGCGGGGGAGUUCACGUGGUGAUUGCUGGCCCCACCAACGCUGGCAAGAGCAGCCUGCUCAACCUCCUGUGCCAGAGGCCUGCGGCCAUCGUGUCCCCUGUGGCGGGGACGACGCGGGACGUGGUGGAGUCGGCUCUGAACAUCGGCGGCUACCCCGUGGUGCUGAGUGACACGGCCGGGCUGCGGGAGACCCAGGACGCCAUUGAGCGGGAGGGCGUGAGCCGAGCUCGGGAGAGGCUGCAGCGAGCAGAUGUGGUGCUGGCUGUGCUGGCCGCGGUGGACGUUGCCCCGGAGCCUGGGUGCCUUGCCGAGGCCUUGCAAGCCAUCCUGCCCCCCGGAGUCCCGGCCCGACAGGCACCCUGCAUCCUGGUCCUGAACAAGGCUGACCUGCUGGAGGAGGGGCGCGGAGGGGCCCUGCUGGGAGCCUGCGGGGAGGGGGCGCUGCCCCCCGCCUGCCUGCUCUCCUGCAAGACUGGAGAGGGUGUGGACAGCCUCCUGAGCCUGCUGGGGACACAGCUGGAGCAGAUGUGCGGCGACCCUCUGGCCGGCUCCCCGAGCCUCACGCAGGCACGGCACCGCCUCCACCUCACCAGCUGCCUGGGCUCGCUGGGCCGGUACCACGGCUACAAGUCCCUGGAUCUGGUGCUGGCAGCCGAGGAGCUGCGGCUGGCCCGCAGGCACCUGGGGAAGAUCACGGGCCGAGUCAGUGCCGAGGAGAUCCUGGAUAUCGUCUUCAGGGACUUCUGUGUCGGGAAGUGAGGGGCCGGCGGGGCUGAGGUGUCGUUCGGGCCAGGGGCCGAGGCACCCGUGCGGCGUUGUGGGAAGAGCAAAACGCCGGGCAUGGGAGGAGCUGGGUCUGCGAUCCGCUUCGGCAGCGAUGAGUGUGCCGGUCUCAGCUUAGCUCCCGCAGCAGUUGUCCUCGGGGCUGGAGGAGCUGAGGGACAAUGACAGAGGUCUGUGGGGGGUAUUCUAGGGGCUGUGGGUCGGGGCUGAGGGGCAGCAGCAGAGCUGGGUGUGCUGGGGGCACAGAAGGCAGAGGACAGCCCCCUCCUGCACCUGCACCCAACUCUCAGGGCUAUUUGCCCCCCACUGUGUUUAUUAAACCCCCCUGGUCCCUUUC
Messenger RNA from Gopherus flavomarginatus (Mexican gopher tortoise), 2037 nucleotides. RefSeq names its product GTP binding protein 3, mitochondrial (gene GTPBP3). The transcript is spliced from 9 exons. Gene Ontology annotation, molecular function: GTPase activity; protein binding; GTP binding. The record is from RefSeq and is a predicted model, not a curated record. The coding region runs from base 177 to 1676 and encodes 499 amino acids. Lineage: Eukaryota; Metazoa; Chordata; Testudines; Testudinidae. Gene Ontology annotation, biological process: tRNA wobble uridine modification; tRNA methylation. Gene Ontology annotation, cellular component: cytoplasm; mitochondrion.